GUAACUGACUGCAUCCCAGGGAGUCGUCUGCACUCCCAUUUCAUCAUUUAUCUCAAAUAUUUCUGUCCUAUAUGUGUCAAAUUUUCUUAUCUAUUGACAAAAAAAAAGAAAAAACCUCAAGUCAUUCAGCACAGAAGCGACUCAUGAUGGCCCCAAAUCACUCAGGAUGAGCACAGAGAUCAUAAGAUGAGUAAAGUUUCCUCCCAAAAAAAACCUGGAUUUCCAAAAAAAAAAAAGAAAAGAGGAAUUUCACACUGAAAUACUUUCAAUUUCAAUUUUGUCUAACUGCAGGCAAAGGAAACGCCUGUUCCUCAUGCUCUCUUUGUAUAUGAUUUGGAGAAACUCAUUCUUGAACUUCUAGCUGAAUUACAUCAACAUAAAAUAUCAGUAAUAAAAUCAUUUCAGUUCCCAAAAUGAAUUCUUGAAUUGUGUUAUUCUGGAGGCUUACGUUGAAGAUUGUAUUGCAAAGUAAAACUAGACAGUUACGUCCUCUCAAAUCUACUUUUACCGUUUUUAUUCAUUUAUUUGCUGGUAUAUUUUUCUUUUCACUCAUUUAAUUUUUUUAUUUUAUUUGAAUUAAAAAAAAAAAAUUAAUAAGUAGUCUUUGAUUUGUUAUUUAUUACAUAAUUGACCCAAAAUGUUAAAUUAAUGAACAAAUCCAAAUCUGAUAUCAUGCCUGGAUCAAACUCAAUAUUUCGUCUUUAUUGGUUCCACAAUUUGGAUCCAAAUAAGUUGGGUGACUUAAUAAAAAACAAAAAAAUGACAGGCCUUUCAAUUUAAAUGUGAUUUUUGUGGAAACAUCCUGUCACUCAUAAUGAGACUAAUUCAGAUGAACAAAUGAUGGGAAAUCCCUCUACAAGUAGGUGCUAUAUAUACAUAUGACUAUAAGUGAACUAUAAAUCAUGAAUGGUGCUCACUUGAGGUCAAGACUGUAAGACAUUCACCAACUGAGCAAUGGACAUCAUGAUUGUUAUCGCCAUUUCCUCCUACAUGGCCACCGUUGCUCGCAGCGCACCUCUGCCGGAGGGGAGCGCACUUGUUGAGGAUCCGCAAUUCCAGGAGAUGGUACAGAGGAGCCGCGGCUUAGUAGAGAAGAUCCUGCUCUCCAUUCCCGACACGCACAAAUCCUGCAUUCACACAGAGACUCUACAACUAAAUUCCUCAGAAAAUGCAAUGUUUGUGUUAAUGGCAAAGAAGAUCGGCAUCCCCUCUGCUCCUGUACUCAGAGUUGUGUCAGAAAACGUCUCUCUGCAAACCAGUCUGACACAGAUGUCCGAGGGUCUUCAGCUGCACCGUGCCUUACUGAGCUCUGUCUCUGAACGGCUGGAAAACAAAAACAAAGUGACUGAUCUAAUGGCUGACAUCAGAGACCUCAUCAUUCAGAUCAAUAAGAUGCUGAAAAUGGUCCAGAAAGAGGCUGUGGUGCAGCCCACCCCAACCCCUAUGGCUUUACAUCUACUAGGGGAAUAUGACGUGCAGGUGGCAGCACACCUGACUCUGGUCCAGCUCCAGGCCUUCGGGCAGGACACAGUCCGCUGCCUCAGGAGUCUGGACCAGAGCAAUGAAGAGGAGACAGAAAGCUGACUAAAAGAUCCCAUACUCAUUUUAACUAUUUUUUUUUUUGUAUGUUUGUUUUUUAAAGUAUAUUUUUUGGGACUUUUUAUGCCUUUAUUUGAUAGUAUAGUAGAGAGAAACAGGAAACGGGGAGGCAGAGAGAAGGGUAAAUACAUGCAGUAAAGGGCCAUCCGCUCAUUUUAACUAAUUUUAACUAAUUUUGGCUUAUGUCCAAAACUUACCAUAUCCUGCCAUUUUUUAUCAUGGCAUUUAAUAUUUAUCACUUAAGACAUUAUUUAUUAUAUUUUCAUUUAUUUAUUUAUUUAUCUAUUAAAUUGGAAUAUUUAAUAUUUAUUUAGGGAAUUUAUUUUUGAUAACAAAGCUUUGUAUUCGUCAGUCUUCUUUUUGUUGACAGCUGAGGCAACUUCUGUUUUAACUCAGGCCUGCUGGCUUCUACUGAAAGUACUUUACCUGUUUACAUUACAUAAUAACUGAAAAUGAAAUUCUCAACUCUCAUACAAAAUCAAAAGUUAUUCAAUAGUCCAAAAACGAUAUUUACAAUUGCUUUACACAGCAGAGUUUAAUAACAGUAAUGUAUAAGAGAUCAGCAAGUUUAGAGACAUUUAUGAACUUUAUCAACUAUCAAAACUUAUUUUAGGGGAUUUUAUGAAGUGAUCAUAUUUUCUGUAAACAUUUUUAAAUGUAACUAAUUAUUUUUUGGAUGAAACUUAUUUUAAAAAUUGUUUUAUUUUCUGAUCUUUCAAUAAAAAAACAAACCUUGUGAAGAGGGAUUGUUCCUUAUUGUCAAUGACUAUCCUUACUGACACGAGGCACUGGGUCAUGCUGA
This is a messenger RNA of Seriola aureovittata, 2401 nucleotides long. It is a transcript of the gene csf3a, whose product is annotated as colony stimulating factor 3 (granulocyte) a. The transcript is spliced from 5 exons. Gene Ontology annotation, cellular component: extracellular region. Gene Ontology annotation, biological process: myeloid cell development; macrophage differentiation; immune response. Gene Ontology annotation, molecular function: cytokine activity. Lineage: Eukaryota; Metazoa; Chordata; Actinopteri; Carangiformes; Carangidae. Bases 955 to 1584 code for a protein of 209 amino acids. The record is from RefSeq and is a predicted model, not a curated record.